UUACAUCCACACGUGCAGUUCAUGUUAUAUAAUCGGUAGUGCUACUGCUGUGUGUUUAAUGCACUGAGCCAGAGAGAGAGAGAGAUAAGGAGUGAGGGAUAGAGAGAGAGAGAGAUUGAGCAGUAGAAAAGAGGAAAACAAACACUGAAGCACAGGCAGCUAGAGCUAUGCAGGAUCAUGCCUCUCCUCCUUACUGAGUGUGUGUGUGUGUGUGUGUGUUAACCUUCCCAUCCACACUAGCCUGGACCUGGACCACAUGUAAGGGCAUCGCAGGUCGUCAGUCCUCACACUGCCUCAGGAGUUUUGCCGUUUCACACUGAAGACCAGUGUCCAGCACUGCAAGGAAAUGCUUAACCUGGUAAUUCUCAGCUGACUUGGCCAAGAGGAGGACGUUUUGUUGUUGUCUACGGAUCGGCAGCCCCUCGGGAUGGGAUUGCAAUGGCCUCUGCUGCUGUGGAUAGUGUGUGGGGCGAGUGUGGAAAUCUCAUCAGAUUCUGGGGCGUCUGUGAGCCCCAUUCUAUUACAGACCACAGCAGAGCCCACUGUUGAGGAAGAACAGCCAUAUGCUACAGAAACAACCACCAGCAGCACUGACAUAGACGUGAGCUGCGUGUCUCUGCUGCCGCCACGGCGGGGUUCCUACUACGUGGAGCACGGCACAGGGGUCUCCCUGAACUCCGUGCUGGUGUUCUGGUGCAGGGAGGGCUAUCAGCUCGUAGGGAGAGAGAGGGUAUCCUGCCUUCUCCAGAACGGCGCUGCCAAAUGGAGCCACCCUCGUCCAGAGUGUGAAGGACUGCCCAAACCGGACAGCCAUGGCCUCCUCAUGGCCAUAGUGGUCUCGGCGGUCAGUGGUGUGGUCAUCAUUGCUUUGACGGUGGCCUUUGUGGUGUGCUGCAUGCGGAAUGAGCAGCAGGUGAAAAAGAAGAAGACUCAACGCACUGGGAGGACCAGGGAUCGGCAGAAACGGAGGACAACAUCACGGAGGAGUGCAGCUUGGUUGGAGAGAGAACCUGGGGACUGGGAGGUGUUCCCUCCACCCAAGAUCUAUAACCUGUCCCAGCAGCUGGAGCCCCACACAGCCACCGUCAGCCCUACCUAUAGAGCGCCCACCCGCGGAUAUGAGAACAGGGGCUACAACAGGAGUCAGGACAGCCUGAUGAGGAGCCCCCCGGCAGGGCUGUACCACUCUGAGAUGCAGCUCCACCCCCACCUGGUGCUCCAGAGGAACACACCUGGCAGCACCGUCUACCUGCACAUCUCCGCACCUCCGACCCUCAAGGCCCAGCAGCGCCCUCCUGUCUGAACUCUCUCCAGGUGUCUUUGUUUGUUUCUUCUAGAUCCUUCUGUGGGGGGCAAACAAGCCCCCCCCCCCCCCCCUUACACAUUGGAACUGUCCAUACUGUGUACCAAGUUCACUGUUCACUGAUCCCUGGUGAAGGCCACCAUGUAGCCAGGACUGCAGAAAAUGAGCACUUUGUUUUUUAAGGAGUUUCUCUGCCAAGCACUUUGACGUUGGGCUGUCCUGUGUAGGGAGCAGCUGCUGUUCCUGCCUGCCUGCCUGGCACUCUGUCCUGUGUAGGGAGCAGCUGCUGUUCCUGCCUGCCUGGCACUCUGUCCUGUGUAGGGAGCAGCUGCUGUUCCUGCCUGCCUGGCACUCUGUCCUGUGUAGGGAGCAGCUGCUGUUCCU
Messenger RNA from Alosa sapidissima (American shad), 1687 nucleotides. RefSeq lists its product as uncharacterized. The record is from RefSeq and is a predicted model, not a curated record. Lineage: Eukaryota; Metazoa; Chordata; Actinopteri; Clupeiformes; Clupeidae. The transcript has 5 exons. Bases 428 to 1303 code for a protein of 291 amino acids. Gene Ontology annotation, cellular component: plasma membrane.